This is a messenger RNA of Knipowitschia caucasica, 504 nucleotides long. The record is from the annotation of a GenBank genome assembly. Lineage: Eukaryota; Metazoa; Chordata; Actinopteri; Gobiiformes; Gobiidae.
AUGGCGCAAAGCAAGAGAAGACAGCCCACGGAUGUAGCUUUACGCAGCGCAAACAUGAGCCAAGAUCAAGACGGGAUCUCCCUCACGGUGCCCAGCCUUGGAGAGGGUCAGUGCCAGGAGCGCGUAGGCGGGGGCGCGAGUGGAGGCGCCGUGGAGGACCCAGAGGAGACCGCGGGGGGUUCGGUUCCUGCUGCUGGAAGUUUUUGGCAAGACCCUUCAGCGACCAGCACCGGAGGAGGAGGAGGAGGCACGGGUCCCGGUCUGUGUCCGCUGGAGACCGGGGGCUUGUUGACCGCGGGGAGGAGCGGGAAUAAGAGGCCGGUCACGGUGGCCUACGUGGUGAACAGUGAGGCGAACUUGCAGAACAGCGCGGAGGUCCUGGCGCUGCAGUGUCUGAGGGACGCGUGUGAGGCCGUGGGCAGCAAACUGGACUCGGUCAACUUUGGGAAACUGGACUUUGGGGAAACCACGGAGUUGGACCGGUUUUACAACGCAGGUGGGUGA